This is a messenger RNA of Colletotrichum acutatum, 397 nucleotides long. RefSeq lists its product as uncharacterized. Bases 37 to 273 code for a protein of 78 amino acids. The record is from RefSeq and is a predicted model, not a curated record. NCBI's taxonomy places the organism in Eukaryota, Fungi, Ascomycota, Sordariomycetes, Glomerellales, Glomerellaceae. The transcript has 2 exons.
UUGCUGGAAUCGUGACGGCAACUCGUGGUGCCUCUCAUGACUUCAGGCAGGCUAUCGUUUCACUUAAUCAUGAUUGGCACUAUAGGCGAGCAACGACGAAAAUUCCGGCGACAUGGUCGCUUUCCAGGCUUGCCGGCAACCCCGCAUUUGGCGUUUUCGUUAGCUAAAAACGAAGAACUUCAAUCCCGUCAAGUUUGCUGUGACAGCACAGCGACUUUCUUUUGUCUUCUUCUCGGUCUCGCAUCUACCACCAACAAGUUUACACAACGUUGACGACGCCGCGGGAGAGUCGGAAAUCAAGUGAGCCAGCUGGCAUUAUCGGAACAUAGUACUUGGUAACCAUGAGCUUCUCUACCCCGUCGUCCGUACCUAGGCUCUGGUAACUCUGAUGGUCGGG